Nilaparvata lugens (brown planthopper) is the source of this 5477-nucleotide messenger RNA. Its product is annotated as ubiquitin carboxyl-terminal hydrolase 2. Lineage: Eukaryota; Metazoa; Arthropoda; Insecta; Hemiptera; Delphacidae. The transcript is spliced from 7 exons. Gene Ontology annotation, biological process: protein deubiquitination. Bases 378 to 1505 code for a protein of 375 amino acids. The record is from RefSeq and is a predicted model, not a curated record. Gene Ontology annotation, molecular function: cysteine-type deubiquitinase activity. Gene Ontology annotation, cellular component: cytoplasm.
ACUGGACUGUACAGACUGUGAAGUGUAGACGACGGUAGACUGUACAUAACUGAGAAACUGACCCAUCGUCUACUCAAAGUGUCUCCUAAUUUCUAGCUAACCUGGAUACGUUGCAAGUGAAUUUCUAUUUAUUAAAUAAUUGAUUUUCUAAAUCAAUUAAUCGUUGUGUUCGUGAAAUUAACUGCUAAUUUUUGUUUUAACCCACUUUAGAGUUGAUGAUAGUUUCUGUUUUCGGUUAAUGCACGUUUGCUUCUGUACCUAUCGUUUCUUCCAUAUCAUUAUGAGAGUGAACAGGCAAUUUCUGAAUGGUUGAAGAUUUCAAACUAUAGAAGAAAAUAAAUUCUCUUUGAAAUUAGUUAUUUUCACGACGAAUAAGAAUGUACAAUGAGCCAAUUCAUUUUCGAGAGGCUGAUAUGCUUGAUUCGCAGGGGUCAAGGCCGUGUCCCGGCCUCACAGGGCUGCGAAAUAUCGGGAACACGUGUUUCCUCAACUCCAUUGUGCAGUGCCUGUCAAACACAGACUUGCUGAGGGAGUUCGUUGUUUCUGGUGAAUACCUGAAUCACAUUCGAUCCGAAUCCCGGGGAGAUGUGAUACGCGCAUUUUCAGACCUUCUCAGCGAUAUCUGGAUUGGUGAGAAGGCGUGUGCUGAUCCUACAAACUUCAAACUGCAGAUCCAGCGGUUUGCGCCUAGAUUUACGGGAUAUAGUCAGCAAGAUGCCCAGGAGUUUCUCCGGUAUCUGCUAGAAGGUCUUCAUCAGGACGUCAACAAGGUGACUGUGAAACAUCGCCGUAUCCUACCUGAGCUUUCAGACGAACUUCCCGAUGGACAAAAAGCGUUGGAAAGCUGGAGGCAAUACUUGACGCUAGAAAACAGCCAUGUCGUUGAGUUAUUCGUGGGACAAUUGAAAUCUACUCUCACAUUUACUAAUUGCGGCCAUCGGUCGACAACCUUCGAGCCUUUCUGGGAUCUUUCGCUUCCAUUGGUACAGACAACUACCCAUGAACUGAAGCUGUCGGACUGCUUCGACCAAUUCAUGCAGGAUGAAAUCCUGGAUGGCGAUAACAUGGCAAAAUGCACUCGCUGUAAUGCACAACGGCGAUGCACAAAAAGGUACUCAAUACACAAGUACCCUCGCGUGCUCGUGGUGCAUCUGAAGCGAUUCUCACCGAACAACAAAUUUCACAAACUGAUGACUAGCGUCAACUUCCCGAUCGAGGGUCUCGACCUGAGUCCGUACUCUGACAACACACAUGGCGACCAAGUCAUGGAGUACGAUCUGUAUGCGGUGUCCAACCACAGUGGCACCACGCUGUCUGGCCACUACACCGCCAACUGCAGGCAUCCCAUCACCCAGGAGUGGCACUGCUUCAACGACUCAAACGUUACUUCCAUUCAGGCGAACCGCGUCGUCACAUCGAUGGCCUACGUUCUAUUCUACGAGCAGCGGUCGACCAGAUGCCAGACUAACCGCGACUGCUACUUGCCAACCGAAGACAAGAGUUAGCAACUUUCACAACACAACUCAUAAGAACAGUAAUACCUUAAAAUACUGGUACCCCAAUAAAUUAUUUUAGAAAUUUCAAUCAAUUUAAAAAAAGAAGAAAUUUCAUCAAUCAUUUAUCUUGGAAAAACACAAUUUCCGUUUUUUAAAAAGACGUACCGGUGCAGUCUUGUAAUCCUAGAUAAUUUAGUAUAAUAACUAGUAUCCUAAUAAUUUAUUAAAUUUCAAUAAUUAUCAGCUAUAAAAUUUUAAUCCUAGACAGAUAGACAAAAAUGUUUGUUUCCCCAAAUAUUUAUUUUAUUUUAUUUAUUCUGGACCUCUGACAGGACAUGAGAUGGCCAGCCAUCUUAGAGCCAGGAAAAGACAUUUAUUCUAGACAGAGAAGUAAAUAAAAUUUUAUUUCUUCUUGACCCACUUGUUUAUUAUAAUAACUAGUAUAGUAAUAAUUUAUUAAAUUUGAAUAAUUAUCAGCUAUAAAAUUUUAAUCCUGGACAAACAGACAAAACUUUCUGUUUUUCCUAAUCUUUAUUUUAUUCUAGACCUCUGACAGGACAUGUGAUUGACAGUCAUCUUAGAGACGGGACAUGUCAUUUAUUCUAGACAGAGAAAUAAAUAGAAUUUUAUUUCUUCUUGACCUACUUGUUUACUAUAAUAACUAGUAUUGUAAUAAUUCAUUAAAUUUGAAUAAUUAUCAGCUAUAAAAUUUUAAUCUUAGACAAACAGACAAAACUUUGUUUUUCCUAAUUUUUAUUUUAUUCUAUUUAUUUUGGACAUCUGACAGGACAUGAGAUUCACAGUUAUCUUAGAGACAGGACAUGUCAUUUAUUCCAGACAGAGAAAUAAAUAAAAUUUUAUUUCUUCUUGACCUACUUGUUCUAUUUUCUAUACUUGAAUUUUUAAUUAUUUCAAAAAGUUAUCAGAACAUGUUUUUCAUUUAAAACAAUUCUCCUGUCCCAAUUUGCGUUUUGGAUAGUACGACCUUAUUUAGUUUAUUAAUAAAAUAGUAGGUUUAGACUGCUUGUGAUCUGGUCGUCCUACAAGUGUGCAGCUUUAAUUAGAAUUCAAAUAAUUAAAUGUAAUAAUUAGCUUUCCAAGUUGUCAAAAACAAGUUUUUUUAAAAAUAAAGUUCAUUAAUGCUUUUUGAGUUAUAUUUUUAGCUUCUACUGGGUUUUCCAGCUGCAUUAAUUGAGAAAUAAAUAUAUUCAGUUUUUUAUCAUUGAAACCAUUUUUGAAUGUUGGAGAUUUCACUUUCAGCAACCGUAUCAUCUCAGUUUCACUUGGAAAAAAUUAUAGCUGUGUUGAAUUAAUGUAGGAUACUGUAUACUAUCUUAAUUCUCUAUUUCGAAACACAAUUCGUUAAUAACUUGAGAUACAAGAUUUAGAGGUACAAGGUUUUACGAAUAAAGCUUUAUCGAAUUGAAUUAAAGAACAUCACUUGACACAAGCAUUGAACUGUAAUCAAAUUGUGAACCAAUUUAAUGUCAAUCCUGGUUUAAUGGAAUUUUCCCAAGUAACUAAAUAGGUCGGAAGAUUAGACACUUCACACGACUAGUUUCGGUUAAAAUAUUGUCGUUAUCAAGUGUCAAAAUGAAUUCGGCUAAACUUGCUAUUAUCAUGCAUCGAAAUGAAUUUUUGACACUUUGCAUUCAUUUUCCAAUAUAGAUAAUAUAGCUGGAUUCAUUCAGACUUUUUGAUGACAAACAUGAAAAUAAAAUAAGGGUACUAGUAAUUCUUUGUAAUCAAUCCCGUUUUAUUUGCUGAGGACAAAUUUGCUGAGAUUUUAGAACAUUAGGCCUACUAAUGAUUAACUCUAAAAAUAGGUUGUUGAAUUAACUGUAUCGAUUUAUUAAACACAAAGGAACAUUAUAAUAAUUGGUGCAUAAUAGUUUUUUCAUGAUGAUGCUCACUGAAAGUAGUAACAUAAGUAGUAAUAUAGCACCUAAACGUAUGCAAAGGGAGAUAUGAAUAAACCUUCAUUUUUAGACGGGUUACUGGGGUUCCUAAUUGAUGUCUGUUAGCAGAGCGCUAUUUAAGCUAACACCUUUCACUGGUAGAACUAUUAUCUACGGUAUUUAAUCUUUGUAAAUUGACGGUUUCACGAGCGAGGGAAACCACUAACCUUCAAAAUAUUUGUUUCUUAAGAAAUAUUUUAUCUCAACUAGAUACACUUAAUUUUUUUUUGUUCUUCGUUAACAAGUUUCUAUUCAAAUUACAGUAUUUUAAAAUUAUAGUGCUUUGUAGUCUCUUAAGGCUAUACACAUCGCUUUUGGAAACUUUUUUUGUGUCUGACAUUUUCCAAUGUAUUUCGAUUUGGAACCUAUAAAGUUACCAAAAUGGACCAAAUUUCUAAAUAUAUACUUUUUAUCAUUUUUACAUUUUGAGAUUGCCUUAAGUGGAAAUCUUCAGGGUGAUCCAUUUCUGAAUUGGUAGCAAAUCAAUUCAUGAGGCUAUAUUCUCCAAGAUAUUUCUUAUUCAUGACACAUUCGAUUUCUCAGAAUAUCAAUUCUAGGGAAGCUUAUUCCAUUUAAAAAAUAACCUAAUGUCUGUUACUUUUUUAAAAAUGGAAUGAACUUUAACAUAAUUAGUAUUCUGAGGAAUCAAGGAAGAAUAUUCUGAGUCAUGAGAUGAACAAUAUCUUUGAGAAUGUAUCCUCAAAAUUUCAUGAAUCUAUUUGUUAGCGAUUCGGCAAUGGAUCACCCCAAAGAUUUUAACUUUCGUCUCAAAAAGUAAAAAGGAUAAAAACGUUUUUCUUUGGAAAUUUGUUCAAUUUUGGUAAUAUCCAAAACUUUCAAAAAUGUCACCAGUAAAAAGUUUUCCAAAAGCGAGGUGCACAGCUUUUUGAAGCAAAUGGAUAAAAGUACAUAUGGUUCAUCGUUUAAAAUGAAGGUUAACCCAUUUAUUUUGCUGAAAUUGUUCUAGAGAUUCGUGGACGCCAAUUACUUUCAAUUUAUAUAACCUAAACUGUAAUAGGCAUUCACAGAUGAUUCUGGUUUCUAAUCUUGCAAUAUAAAUGCAAUUUGAUGGGUUAGAAUAGCAAUAACAGUCUGCACUAUUUCGAAUUAAUUAAAUUUUGUAGUAAAUUAUUCAACUAGUUCUAAAAUGAGCCCAAUUUUAAAAGUAUAUAAGUAAUGUAGACCGUUCUAUUGCUCAACAAUAUAACACAGAUUUACUAGCGUGGGUAUUCUAUAUUUUGAUUCCAUAUUUUUCUUUUCAUACUAACAGUAACUAUAUGGAAUAAGAAGUAAUUUGAUAAGUACAUCGGUUGUGUAAGUAAAUCGUAUAUCUACUGCAAGGCCUAUUCCUAAUAAGAUGACAGUCAUGUCCAACUCACUGUUGAUAUUAGAGCUGAAUAAGUACAAUUUAAAAAUAUUAAAUAGGAUAAUAUUGUUGAUCAUUAUUAAAAUAUUAUAACCCGAUUGAACUGUAUUAAAGUGGUACAUGAUUGCGAAUCACCCUAUGACAGAUAUUUUUCUUCUGAUGAUGUACCUUAUUCCCAUGGAGUGAUAAAUUUAUUUUUGGAGAUAUCUUCCCCAUGGUAAAGAAUAAACAAUAUGAUAAUUAUUGAUAAACUAGGAAAUGGAUGGUUGAUUUGUGAUUAUAAGAUUAAUGUUCGAUUUUUGUUGAUACUUUGUCCUCGGCCCAGUUUAAUAUAAGGUUUGCUGUUGGUUUCUUGUGAUUUUUCCGUUAUUUAGAAUAAAGGUAUACCGUAUAAGAUCGUGACAAAUCGGCAUAGUACACUAUGUUGAGAGUAUUUGUUGACAUCCAGUAUUAUUUUCUCGUUUUUUAAGUACAUUUCUCGUUUCAUUACUUUCACAAUAUUAUUUCUGAUGUCGGUACUGAUAUUUCUGUUGGUAUUGGUUUUUGAUUUCAAAUUCUCAAAGUUGUUAGUAGUUGAAAAUUUGUGCAAUUUAAUCAUACUUCAUUUGAAUGAUGACAAAAAUAAUGUGAAAUAAUAAAGUGACUUGUACACAAAGA